Molecule: messenger RNA, 1092 nt
Organism: Seminavis robusta
Lineage: Eukaryota; Bacillariophyta; Bacillariophyceae; Naviculales; Naviculaceae
Source: the annotation of a GenBank genome assembly
AUGGUGUAUUAUCACUCAUCACACAACAGACGACACCAGCAGCGUUUGCUGGUUCUUAGCCUUGCAUUGUCGGCGGCAGGUGCUUUUGCACCCAACACAAUCCAACCAAGAGCCCGAAAUCUUUUGACUCUGCGGCAUGUGGGCAACAAGUGGCAGAUCCCAUUCAUGACGGAAGCAGAACUGGAACAGACACAAGAAAGCAAGACCAUGAUUCAAGCGUCGGAUUUUGAGACACCAGGAACGAGUGGUAGUAGCGACAGCCCCUUUGCGUUUUUCUUUCCACAAGAUACCACCGAGGGAACGAAUCAGUCCAUGGGAAACUUGGUCGACCGCCUAGACGACAACAACAACAGCAAGGCCAUAACCGACAAUCUCGUGCCCAUCGUGACGGCAUUGGCAGCGUUGGCUGUAGGAGCCGGCAUGACUGGAAUUCUCCCCGCCGCGGAUAUCUCGGAUGCCGUGGGACAAUUUUUUCAAGAUCCGACCGCUGCCUUGGAACAGGUCACGGAUUUGGUGGCGGGCAUGGGCCCUGCCGGCCCCUUGUAUUUUGGACUCAUGUACACCAUUGCCGAAGUACUGGCCAUUCCGGCAAUCCCACUCACGGCGUCGGCAGGAUACCUCUUUGGAGUCUCCACCGGAACAUUGGUGGUGCUCGUCAGUGCCAGCAUUGCCGCGUCGAUUAGUUUUGUCAUUGGCCGGACACUGCUGCGUACCACGGUGGAACAAUGGAUGCAAGAGACACCCAAAUUUGCCAAAAUGGACAAGGCCAUUGGAAAGGAAGGAUUCAAAUUGAUGCUCUUGUUGAGAUUAUCACCACUCUUCCCCUUUGCCCUUUCCAACUACCUGUAUGGUGCCACCAGUAUUGAUUUUGCCUCCUUCUUUUGGGGGACACUGCUGGGAUUUGCACCGGGCACAUUGGCGUACGUUUACACGGGCGUCGUUGGAAAGGCAUUGACCGUUGGAGGUGACGGCGUACAACCCUGGUACGUUUAUGCGGGAGGAGCAGUCCUGUUGGGGGGGCUCGUGAAACUGUUGGUCGAUGUUGCCAGCAAUAUCGUGGCAGAAAUUGAGGAAGACAACAACGACGCAUGA